Panthera uncia (snow leopard) is the source of this 5875-nucleotide messenger RNA. It is a transcript of the gene PWP1, whose product is annotated as PWP1 homolog, endonuclein. NCBI's taxonomy places the organism in Eukaryota, Metazoa, Chordata, Mammalia, Carnivora, Felidae. Gene Ontology annotation, molecular function: protein binding. Gene Ontology annotation, biological process: rRNA processing. The transcript has 15 exons. The coding region runs from base 147 to 1649 and encodes 500 amino acids. The record is from RefSeq and is a predicted model, not a curated record. Gene Ontology annotation, cellular component: nucleus.
ACUCGCGGAAACCAGAGCCCGCGCGUGCGCCGUGCGCAGGCAGCGCACCGGGGCUUGUGCGCUGAGCGUGCCGGCUGGGAGUCGGCGGGAGUCCCAGUGCUGCUGGGGGCGAGUCUGUAGCGUGAGGCGCCCUUGAGCUGAAGACCAUGAACCGCAGCCGCCAGGUGACGUGCGUGGCCUGGGUCCGCUGCGGCGUGGCCAAAGAGACUCCGGACAAGGUAGAGCUGAGUAAAGAAGAAGUAAAACGUCUCAUUGCUGAAGCAAAGGAAAAAUUACAAGAAGAAGGUGGCAGUGAUGAAGAGGAGACAGGCGAUCCUUCGGAAGAUGGCAUGCAGAGUGCACGUACCCAGGCACGACCAAGGGAACCCCUGGAAGAUGGUGACCCAGAGGACGACAGGACGUUGGAUGACGAUGAACUGGCUGAGUAUGACCUAGAUAAAUACGAUGAGGAAGGUGACCCAGAUACUGAAACUCUUGGUGAGUCUCUUUUGGGUCUUACAGUCUAUGGAAGUAAUGAUCAAGAUCCUUAUGUUACUCUGAAGGAUACGGAACAAUAUGAACGUGAAGAUUUCUUGAUCAAGCCCAGUGACAAUCUCAUAGUCUGUGGCAGAGCUGAACAAGACCAGUGCAACUUAGAGGUGCAUGUUUAUAAUCAGGAAGAAGAUUCUUUUUAUGUGCAUCAUGAUAUACUGCUGUCUGCAUACCCUCUAAGCGUGGAAUGGCUGAAUUUUGAUCCUAGCCCAGAUGAUUCUACAGGAAAUUACAUUGCUGUGGGAAAUAUGACUCCUGUUAUUGAAGUGUGGGACCUUGAUAUAGUGGACUCUUUAGAGCCAGUCUUCACACUUGGAAGUAAACUGUCAAAAAAGAAGAAAAAGAAAGGAAAGAAGAGUUCCUCAGCAGAGGGGCAUACCGAUGCUGUCCUGGACCUUUCUUGGAAUAAGCUGAUCAGAAACGUGUUGGCAAGUGCAUCAGCUGACAACACUGUAAUUCUGUGGGAUAUGUCCUUGGGGAAACCAGCAGCUAGCCUUGCCGUACACACAGACAAGGUCCAGACUCUGCAGUUUCAUCCAUUUGAAGCACAGACUCUGAUUUCUGGAUCCUAUGAUAAGUCAGUGGCUUUGUAUGACUGCCGAAGUCCAGAUGAAAGCCAUCGGAUGUGGCGUUUCAGUGGGCAGAUUGAGAGAGUGACUUGGAAUCACUUUUCACCUUGUCAUUUUUUGGCCAGCACAGAUGACGGCUUUGUGUAUAAUUUGGAUGCACGUUCAGAUAAGCCAGUUUUUACACUCAAUGCACACAAUGAUGAAAUCUCCGGUCUUGAUCUAAGUAGUCAAAUCAAGGGCUGUCUUGUGACAGCAUCAGCAGACAAAUAUGUGAAAAUCUGGGACAUAUUAGGAGACAGGCCAAGUCUGGUUCACUCUAGAGACAUGAAAAUGGGAGUUCUCUUCUGUUCUUCCUGUUGCCCCGAUUUGCCAUUUAUUUAUGCUUUUGGAGGUCAGAAGGAAGGACUGCGGGUCUGGGAUAUAAGCACAGUCUCAUCAGUAAAUGAAGCAUUUGGAAGACGAGAGAGGCUUGUUCUCGGCAAUACAAGAAGUUCAUCUAUUAGUGGCCCUUUUGGGAGCAGGAGCUCAGACACACCAAUGGAGUCUUAAUGAGGAUCAUAAACUUUUUAUUACUUUAACUCCGUUUUUUAAAAAGCUAGCCUAAAAAACAUCCAUGUAUGGCUACAGCCAUGUAGUGACUGAAACAAAUUUCAUCUCCUACUGCCAGACAUUCUCCUGCAGCUAUGGGGGCAGCACAAACAGGGUUGAUCUUUGUGCUUGCCUUUUAAAUGUGGUGUUUAGGGCUCCCACUGCAUUUCUUAAAGAGGGUAAUAAAAACAAAAAAAAUCUUUAAAAAAUAAUUCCUUAAAUAUGCCAUCUGUCAUAGGUAACCUACGUUUGUAAAAUAGUCAUUUAUGGAAUUUUAGAAGAACAGUGAUUUGGCCAAGAUUUCACACUAGCCAUGAACACCCAGGAAUUGUUCUUCCUGAGUUGAUUGUUCUCCAGUUGAUGUUGUUCUCCAGUUAAUGUUCAUGAUUUUAGGAGUGUUCUCUAUGCUACUCGUAAAGUUUAAUCACUAAAUUAAAAGUGGCCUGCCCCCCCCCCCCCCCCAGCAUGGUAUUCAUUGUUAUCAAAGACAGGGGGCACAACAUUAUGAUGGUAUCAGUCCAACAAGAGGCUAGAACAUCCGUAAAUAUCACAACCUAAAUAUAUAAAGCAAAUAUCAACAGACCUAAAGGGAGAAAUAGUAAUACAACAAUAGUAGGGGACUUUGGCCUUAACAGACAUGUACAGAACAUUCCCUCCAGAAGUAACAAACAUUCUUCCCAGGCACACAUAUCACAUGUACCACAAAAAGCUUUAAUAAAAAAUAAUUUCCACACUAGGGCAGAGAAUAAAUUGCAGAAAAUUGAAAUACCAAGUAUCUUUUCUGACACAAUAGUAUGAAACUGGAAAAUUUUCAAAUAUGUGGAAAUUAGAUAACAGGCUACUGAACAGCCAAUAGAUCAAAGAAGAAAUUAAAACAUACCUUGGGACAAAUGGAAAUACAAUAUACCCAAACUUCAGGGAUACAGCAAGAGCAGCUCUAAGAGAAGUUCACAGUAGUAAAUGCCUAUAUCAAAAAAAAAACAAGCUCUCAACCUAAUUUUACAACUCCAGGAACUACAAAAAAAAAAAAAAAAAAAACGAAGCCCAAAGUUAGUAGAAAGGAAGGGAAUAAAGAUCAGGGAGGAAACAUGUGAAACAAAAACAGGAAAAGAUCAAUGAAACCAAGAGCUUGUUUUUUGAAAAGAUUGACAAACCUUUAGCUGGACUAAGGUAAGGAAAAAGGAUGCAAACUCAGACACGAGAAGGAAGUUAACUGAUAUGCCACCAAAAUGCAAAGGGUCAUAAGCAACUUCUGUGAAUAUAGUACAACAAAUCAGACAACCUAGAGGAAAUGGAAAAUUCCUCAAAAUAUACUACAUACCAAGUCUGUAUCAUUAAGAAACAAAAUCUAAAGGGACCAAAUUACUAGUUAGAUCAACUCAGUCAUCAAAAACCUCCCAGUAAACAAAAAUCAAGGACCAGACAGCACCACGCGUGAAUUCCACCAAACAUUUGAAUAAGCAUACUUAAUCUUCUCAAACUCUUCCAGAAAACUGAAGAGGAGGGAAUACUUCAAACUCAUUUGAUAAAACCAGCAUUACCCUGGUACUAGACUAGAAAAGGACAUCACAAGAAAAUUAUAGGCCAAUAUCCUCAUGAACAUAGGUGCAAAAGUCCUCAAAACACUAACAGAAUUCAACAUUAGACGGAUCAGACAUCAUAAUCAAGUGGGAUUUACUCCAGGAAUGCAAGGGUGGUGCAAUACCUACAAAUUAAUCAUACAUCUCAUUACGAAGGAUAAAAACAGGGUCAUCUUAAUAGAUGUAGAAAUGAUAUCUGACAAAAUUGAAUAGCCAUUAUAAAAAUUCAACAAAGCGGGUUAGCAGGAAUAUACCUCAACUAAUAAAGGCCAUAUAUCACAAGUGUGAUAUGUUCAGUGAAAAGCUCAAAGAUUUUCCUCUAAGAUCAGAAACAAGACAAAGAUGUCCACUCUCCCCACUUUUAUUCAACAUAGUAUUGAAAGCCCUUACCAGAGCAAUUAGACUUUGGAAGAAGUAAAACAACCAGGUCAGACCACCAAAAAAACCUGAAACUAAUAAAGUUCAUUAAGGUUCCAGUGUACAAUAAUCAAUACACAGAAUAGAAUAUAGUUGUAUUUCUAUACACUAACAAUGAGCUAGCAGAGAAGUUUCUUCAUCCCAUUUACAUUUGCAUCAAAAAGAACAAAAUAGGAAUUUAACCAAACGGGAAGACCUAUACACCAAAAACUAUAACAACGUCCACACUACCCAAGGUAACCUACAGCAGUACAAUCCCUUUCUAAAUUUCAGUGGCAUUUUUCACAGAAUCCUAAAAUCUGUGUGGAACCACAAAAGACCCCAAAUAGCCCAAGCAAUCUUUUUAAGACUUUAUUUUCAAGUAAUCUCUACACCCUACAUGGGGUUCAAACCCACAACCCCAAGAUCAAGAGUAGCACACUCCACUGACUGAGCCAGCCAGGAGCCACCAACCAAAGCAAUCCUGAGAACAACAAGAGCUGGAGGCAUCAUGCUUUCUGAUUUCAAACUAUAUUACAAAGCUAGAGUAAUCAAAAUAAUAUGGUAUGAGCACAAAAGCAGGUAUACAGAUCAAUGAAACAGAAUAGAAAAAUUAGAAACAGAAAAGAACAUACAAUGGGGAAAAGAGUCUCUUCAAUAAUUGGUGUUGGUUAAACUGGGUAUUUACAUGCAAAAAAAGAAAAAGAAACUGGGCCACUAUCUUCUACCACAUAUAAAAACCAACUCAGUGGAUUGAGACUUGACCAUAAGACCUAAAGCUAUAAAACUAGAACAUAGGUGGUAAUCUUGGCAUUGGUCUUGGCAAUGAUUUUCUAGAUCUGACACCAAAAACAAAGGCAACAACAAUAAAAUAAAUAGGAUAACAUCAAAUUCAGCUUCUGCACAGUAAAGGAAACCAACAAAAUGAAAACACAACCUACACAAUGGGGAAAAAAAUACUUGCAAAUCAUCUGGUAAGGCAUUAAUGUCCAAAAUAUAUAAAGAAUUCACACAACUUAAUAGCAAGAAAACUUUAAAAAUGGGUAGAGGGGCGCCUGGGUGGCUCUGUCAGUUGAGCGUCCGACUUCAGCUCAGGUCAUGAUCUCGCGGUUCGUGAGUUCGAGCCCCGCAUCAGGCUCUGUGCUGACAGCUUGGAGCCUGGAACCUGUUUUGGAUUCUGUGUCUCCCUCUCUCUCUCUGACCCUUCCCCACUCCUGCUCUCUGUCUCUCAGAAAUAAAUAAAUGUUAAAAAGAACUUUUUUAAAAAUGGGUAGAGCACUUGAACACUUUUCAAAAAGAUAUACAGGUGGCCACAAGUACAUGAAAAGGUACUCACCAUCACUAAUCAAGGAAAUGUAAAUCAAAACCACAGUGAGACAGUAUCUUACAUUCAUUAGAAUGGCUGUUGUCAAAAAGAAAUAAGGGUUACAAGAGUGGAGAAAAGGGAAUCUUUCUUUGUGCACUGUAGAUGAGAAUGUAAUUUGGUGCAGCCACUAUAGAAAACAGUACAUUAGAGGAUCCUCAAAAAAUAAAAAAUAGGACUACCACAUGAUCCAGCAGUUUUGCUUCUGAGUAUUUAUGCAAAGGAAACAAAAACACUAAAUCAAGAGGAUAUCUACACUACCAUGUUCAUAACAGCUUUAUAACAUACACACACACUGGAAUAUUCUUCAGCCAUAAAAAAAAAAAAAAAAAAAGAAAAUCUUGACAUUUGCAACAACAUGGAUGGACCUUGAGGGCAUAAAUUAUGCUAAGUGAAGUAAGUCAGAGAAAGACAAUACCAUAUGAUUUCCCUUGUAUGUGGUAUCUAAUUUUUCUUUUAAACCUGAGCUCAGAUACAGAGACCAGAUUGGUGGUUGUUACAGGUGGGGGUUGGGUGAAAUGAGUGAAGGCGGUCAAAAGGUACAAACUUCCAGUUAUAAAGUAUGGAGAUGUAAUGUGCAGCAUGGUAACUAUAGUUAAUAAUACUGUAUUGUAUAUUUGAAAGUUGUUAAGAGUAGAUUGUGAAAGUUCUCAUCACAAGAACAUUUGUAAGUAUGUAUGUGAAUUGAUAUUCGCUAGAAUUGUGAACAUUGCACACAAUAUGUACAAAAAUCUAAUCUUAAUGUCCUAUAACUGAAACCAGUAUAAUGUUAUAUGUCAAUUAUAUCUCAGUUUUAAACAGUGAAUGUGAAACAAAGUAAAGAUUGCUCUCUGAAGCAAAAGACAGUA